CCCAUCUGUCCCUCACCGUCCCCUUACCAUGCGCCUCCUUUGUCUCUGCUCGUCCUGCAGCUGUGUGCUCUUGUUUUUCUCCCUCGGAGUCCGAGGGGCCCCAGAGGCUCCCAGGGCCCCCCCUGAGCAAGUCCACCUGUCCUACCCGGGUGAGCCAGGCUCCAUGACGGUAACCUGGACCACAUGGGUCCCCACCCACUCUGAAGUGCAGUUUGGCCUACAGUUGACGGGGCCCCUGCCCCUCCGGGCCCAGGGCACCUUCAGCCCCUUCGUGGAUGGGGGCAUCCUCCGGCGGAAGUUCUAUAUACACCGAGUCACGCUGCGGGGGCUGCUGCCGGGGGUCCAGUACGUUUACCGCUGCGGCAGUUCUCGGGGCUGGAGCCGUCGGUUCCGCUUCAGGGCCCUGAAGAACGGUCCCCACUGGAGUCCCCGCCUGGCUGUGUUUGGGGACCUGGGGGCUGACAACCCGAAGGCCUUACCCCGGCUGCGCAGGGACACCCAGCAGGGCAUGUAUGAUGCUGUUCUCCAUGUGGCAACUUCUCUCACUACAAGGCUCGCUUCAGCAUGCCAGGGAACAACCAAGGCCUGUGGUACAGCUGGGAUCUGGGCCCCGCGCACAUCAUCUCCUUCUCCACCGAAGUGUAUUUCUUCCUCAAUUAUGGCCGCCACCUCGUAGAGAGACAGUUCCGCUGGCUGGAGAGCGACCUCCAGAAAGCCAAUAAGAACCGGGUGGCCCGGCCGUGGAUCAUCACCAUGGGCCACCGGCCCAUGUACUGUUCCAACGCAGACUUGGACGACUGUACAUGGCAUGAAAGCAAGGUUCGCAAAGGCCUCCUUGGCAAGUUGUAUGGGUUGGAGGACCUUUUCUACAAACACGGGGUCGACCUGCAGCUGUGGGCUCACGAGCACUCGUACGAACGGCUGUGGCCCAUUUACGACUACCAGGUGUUUAAUGGCAGCCGAGAGAUGCCGUAUACCAACCCCCGAGGCCCCGUCCACAUCAUCACUGGAUCUGCUGUGAGCAGGGCGGGAAGGGGGCGCCUUCGGCUUCU
Molecule: messenger RNA, 1052 nt
Organism: Panthera uncia (snow leopard)
Lineage: Eukaryota; Metazoa; Chordata; Mammalia; Carnivora; Felidae
Gene: ACP7
Product: acid phosphatase 7, tartrate resistant (putative)
Exons: 9
Molecular function (GO): metal ion binding; acid phosphatase activity
Source: RefSeq, a predicted model, not a curated record